Molecule: messenger RNA, 3312 nt
Organism: Sciurus carolinensis (gray squirrel)
Lineage: Eukaryota; Metazoa; Chordata; Mammalia; Rodentia; Sciuridae
Gene: Hcn2
Product: hyperpolarization activated cyclic nucleotide gated potassium and sodium channel 2
Exons: 8
Coding region: 1-2655 (884 amino acids)
Biological process (GO): potassium ion transport; transmembrane transport
Cellular component (GO): membrane
Molecular function (GO): voltage-gated potassium channel activity
Source: RefSeq, a predicted model, not a curated record
AUGGACGCGCGCGGGGGCGGCGGGCGGCCCGGGGAGAGCCCGGGCGCGACCCCUGCGCCGGGGCCGCCGCCGCCGCCGCCGCCCGCGCCCCCCCAGCAGCAGCCGCCGCCGCCGCCGCCGCCUGCGCCGCCCCCGGGCCCCGCGCCCGCUCCCCCACAGCAGCCGCCGCGGGCCGAGGCGGCGCCCCCCGAGGCGGCGGACGAGGGCGGCCCGCGCGCCCGGCUCCGCAGCCGCGACAGCUCGUGCGGGCGCCCGGGCACCCCCGGCGCCGCCAAGGGCAGCCCAAACGGCGAGUGCGGGCGCGGCGAUCCGCAGUGCAGUCCCGCGGGUCCCGAGGGCCCAGCGCGCGGCCCCAAGGUGUCGUUCUCGUGCCGCGGGGCGGCCUCGGGGCCCGCGGCGGCGCCGGGCGCGGCGGGGCCGGCGGACGAGGCCGGCAGCGAGGAGGCGGGCCCGGCAGGGGAACCUCGCGGCAGCCAGGCCAGCUUCCUGCAGCGCCAGUUCGGCGCGCUCCUGCAGCCCGGCGUCAACAAGUUCUCGCUGCGGAUGUUCGGCAGCCAGAAGGCAGUGGAGCGCGAGCAGGAGCGCGUGAAAUCGGCGGGGGCCUGGAUCAUCCACCCGUACAGCGACUUCAGGUUCUACUGGGACUUCACCAUGCUGCUCUUCAUGGUGGGGAACCUCAUCGUCAUCCCCGUGGGCAUCACCUUCUUCAAGGACGAGACCACCGCCCCCUGGAUCGUCUUCAACGUCGUCUCCGACACCUUCUUCCUGGUGGACCUGGUGCUCAACUUCCGCACGGGCAUCGUGAUCGAGGACAACACGGAGAUCCUCCUGGACCCCGAGAAGAUCAAGAAGCGGUACCUGCGCACCUGGUUCCUGGUGGACUUCGUGUCCUCCAUCCCCGUGGACUACAUCUUCCUCAUCGUGGAGAAGGGCAUCGACUCCGAGGUCUACAAGACGGCGCGCGCCCUGCGCAUCGUGCGCUUCACCAAGAUCCUCAGCCUCCUGCGGCUGCUGCGCCUGUCGCGGCUCAUCCGCUACAUCCACCAGUGGGAGGAGAUCUUCCACAUGACCUACGACCUGGCCAGCGCGGUGAUGCGCAUCUGCAACCUCAUCAGCAUGAUGCUGCUGCUGUGCCACUGGGACGGCUGCCUGCAGUUCCUGGUGCCCAUGCUGCAGGACUUCCCCAGCAACUGCUGGGUGUCCAUCAACAACAUGGUGAACCACUCCUGGAGCGAGCUGUACUCCUUCGCGCUCUUCAAGGCCAUGAGCCACAUGCUGUGCAUCGGCUACGGGCGGCAGGCGCCCGAGAGCAUGACGGACAUCUGGCUCACCAUGCUGAGCAUGAUCGUGGGCGCCACCUGCUACGCCAUGUUCAUCGGCCACGCCACCGCCCUCAUCCAGUCCCUGGACUCCUCCAGGCGCCAGUACCAGGAGAAGUACAAGCAGGUGGAGCAGUACAUGUCCUUCCACAAGCUGCCGGCCGACUUCCGCCAGAAGAUCCACGACUACUACGAGCACCGCUACCAGGGCAAGAUGUUCGACGAGGACAGCAUCCUGGGGGAGCUCAACGGCCCGCUGCGGGAGGAGAUCGUCAACUUCAACUGCCGUAAGCUGGUGGCCUCCAUGCCGCUGUUCGCCAACGCUGACCCCAACUUUGUGACAGCCAUGCUGACCAAGCUCAAAUUCGAGGUCUUCCAGCCAGGGGACUACAUCAUCCGGGAGGGAACCGUGGGCAAGAAGAUGUACUUCAUCCAGCACGGCGUGGUCAGCGUGCUCACCAAGGGCAACAAGGAGAUGAAGCUGUCCGACGGCUCCUACUUCGGGGAGAUCUGCCUGCUUACGCGGGGCCGGCGCACGGCCAGCGUGCGGGCCGACACCUACUGCCGCCUCUAUUCGCUGAGCGUGGACAACUUCAACGAGGUGCUGGAGGAGUACCCCAUGAUGCGGCGCGCCUUCGAGACCGUGGCCAUCGACCGCCUGGACCGCAUCGGGAAGAAGAACUCGAUCCUGCUGCACAAGGUGCAGCACGACCUCAGCUCGGGCGUGUUCAACAACCAGGAGAACGCCAUCAUCCAGGAGAUCGUCAAGUACGACCGCGAGAUGGCGCAGCAGGCCGAGCUGGGCCAGCGCGUCGGCCUCUUCCCGCCGCCGCCGCCGCCGCAGGUCACCUCCGCCAUCGCCACGCUGCAGCAGGCAGUGGCCAUGAGCUUCUGCCCGCAAGUGGCACGCCCCCUGGUGGGGCCGCUGGCGCUGGGCUCUCCCCGCCUCCUGCGCCGCGCCGCCCCCGGGCCCGCCCCCGCGGCCAGCCCCCCGGGCGCGCCCGCCAGCCCCCGGGCCCCGCGGACCUCGCCCUACGGCGGCGCGCCCGGCUCGCCCGCCGCCCCCCGCGCCGGGCCCGUGCUGCCCGCGCGCCGCCUGAGCCGCGCGUCACGCCCACUGUCCGCCUCGCAGCCCUCGCUGCCCCACGGCGCACCCGGACCCGGGCCCGCGACUUCCGUGCGUCCAGCCAGCAGCUCCACGCCGCGGCUGGGGCCAGCGCCUGCCGCCCGGGCUUCCGGGCCCAGCCCGGACCGCAGGGACUCGGCCUCACCCAGCGCCGCCGGCGGCCUCGAUCCGCUGGACUCUGCGCGCUCGCGACUCUCGUCCAACUUGUGACCCUCGCGCACCGCCCCGCGGGCCAGACGGGCCAGGCGGGGCCGUCAUCCAGACCAAAGCCAUGCCAUUGCCCGGCCGCCCACGCGCGCAGAAGCCAUAGAGGGACGUAGGUAGGCUAGUCCGACGGGCGGCGGGCAGCACGCGGCCCCUCCAGCCCCGCUGCCCCCUCAUCGCCCUGCGCCCACCCCCAUCGCCCCUGCCCUUGGUGGCGGCCGUGAGGGGCUCCCUUCACCUCGGUGCCUCAGUUCCCCCAACUGUAAAACGGGGACGGGGCCGGCCACUGGCCGGAGGUGGCGUGGAGCCCCGCCCGCCCUGCCCCCCAGGUGGCCGCGUCUGAGGAGUGUUUUUAAGUGCAAUACUUGGCCUUCGGCUUCCCCUGCCCACAUCGAGCUCACGCAAUAACUGGCCCGCUCCUGUCCACGUGCAUCCGAGGUGGCCUGCGGGAGAGGGCACAACAGUCCCCCCCAGCGUCUGGCACCCAGGGGCGGGCGUCCUGGCUGCACCAGGCGUGGGGCCAAGGCUGGGGUCCCCGUCGUCAUGAUGAAUGUACUGACGAGCGAGGAGCAGCACCCACUGCGGCCCCCACGCCCCAUUAACCCCACACCCCAUUCCGCGCAAUAAACGACAGCAUUGGCGCCCAGCGCCUGGCGUCUGGUU